Messenger RNA from Sitodiplosis mosellana (orange wheat blossom midge), 1282 nucleotides. RefSeq names its product SRR1-like protein. Bases 16 to 918 code for a protein of 300 amino acids. NCBI's taxonomy places the organism in Eukaryota, Metazoa, Arthropoda, Insecta, Diptera, Cecidomyiidae. The transcript has 3 exons. Gene Ontology annotation, biological process: microtubule-based process. Gene Ontology annotation, cellular component: nucleus; cytoplasm. The record is from RefSeq and is a predicted model, not a curated record.
UUUGACAUUUUCAAAAUGAGGUUAUGUACAAUAUUUUCUUUCAUUAGAGCUGUCAAUGUUGAGGAAAGACAUCGUGUUAUGAUAAAUGACUCAAAUAUAAAGGAAGAUUCGUUUACGCUGGUUACAUCACAACGCAGAAAGACGAAAAAGCAUACGAAUAAACGAUUGGAAACAAAUCCGAUAUUCAAACCAAGUGAAGAAGAUUUUGUUGAUGAGGAAGCAGUAAUAAAGCGUAUUUACGAGACACAAACCGACCUACGAUUGUCAACAUACUACGAGAACGCUAUUGCAAAACUUCGAUCUGUAUUGCAUCGAUUUGGAAGCAAAGGAAAGCAAAUCGUUUGCAUUGGAAUUGGACAUUUUAGCGAGUGUUCAAUAUCACGACAUCAAUUGGCAUUCAUUUUAUCAGUUAAAGAACUCUUCGGAUUCAAUUCGAUUGUAUUUCACGAGCCAAUUUUAUCCAGGUCAGAAGUGAAUAUUCUAAAAACACUAAACUGUUCGGUAGCUGCGAACAACGUUGAGGGAAAAGUUGAAAUAGAAGGAGUGACCUUGGUUUAUGCGCCACAUUGUCCAAAACAGUUGAUAAACAAUUUACUCUGGAAGAAUUGGAACGUCGACGUACUGAAGCAGUUGAUUUAUAUUGGAAAUAGUUUUUCAAACUUGUUAAACUCUAUACCAAGUCGAUUUUUAUCUGUCGAUGCUGGAUUUAUCGUAAAACUUCAGCCAAAUUGCGAAGAAAUUGACUUGACAAACGAUUUCAAGUUUACAGAUAUCUUCAACGAUACUUCUGUACAUCAAUUUCCUACCAUCGAAGCUGUGUCAAACGAGUUUUGGAGUCAGGAGACCGAAGAACCAGUAUACGAAUCAGACAAUUUGGAAUUAAUCACUACUGCUCUAGUUGAAAAGUUAUCGAUUUAAAAUAUGGCUGGCUCACAAUUGUAUCGAUCACUAUUGAAUGAAUUGCGCUUAAGCAGCCUGAGUGGUCGUUUGAACAAGGAAUCGUUGGCUUUUAAGUACAUCACCAAUCAAUUCCAGAAGCACCAAACAACCGACCAAACGCUCUGCAAAGCAAGAGAGGAGAUGAAAUUCCUUGGUGAAACCUAUCUGUGCUAUUUACGCAGUUUGAGAAAGUACGCCGAAAUUCAAACGGUAUACAAGGGGAAGGGCGAACGAAGUAUCGAAGAAACGGCCGACAUGGUUGGAUUUAAAUUACCACAUGAUCCAAAAUAAAAUACUAAUUUAAUCAUGUUUAAUUUGAAAAUAAAGUAGUUGUGCACGAAAA